Messenger RNA from Helianthus annuus (common sunflower), 663 nucleotides. RefSeq lists its product as uncharacterized. The coding region runs from base 171 to 662 and encodes 163 amino acids. The transcript has 2 exons. The record is from RefSeq and is a predicted model, not a curated record. Lineage: Eukaryota; Viridiplantae; Streptophyta; Magnoliopsida; Asterales; Asteraceae.
UUAUGCUUGUAGGCUUUUUCAGUUGCAAACACGUUGAAAAGGGUGGCGAGGAUUUGUAACUGUAUCUUAUGACAAGAUUUUAAGUUAUUUUCUUAUCAGCUCUAGUUCUAAAAGCGUUCACCGACUUAAUAUUUUAUUGGGCAUUUUUAGGUGAGGAUGUAUUCGGUAUAAUGGUUGACAUAGCAGGGAAAUCUAUUACUGGUGCUGUUUGUUUUUUCAGAGAGAACGGAUCGUCACCGUCGUCGGGAAGAGAUGAGGUCCACUGGAGUGAGUCAAGUCGUGCUAGUUGUCCGACAACAUCUGAUUUGACCGGGUUUCGCUUUCUCUGUUUCUUCUUUGGCGGUAGAGUGGUCAUCUUUUCCGGUAGGGUUUUGACUAAUACGGCGGUGAUGAGCGGUUGGAGGCUGCAAGAUUACUUCAUGUAUUUGCUUGCUUGUUGGGGUUUAGGCUACCAGUUAAUAAUGUACAAUCCGGAUGCUGCUAUGGAGGUUGGCGGGGGUGGGAGGAGGAGAAGGGUGGAGGAGAAGGUGCUAGGGUUUUUAUGGGAAAAGUUCUAUGUGUUUUCAAAAUGUGGAGGAAAAGAGAGUCUGACCCAAGAAGAUAUUGAUCCAUGUCUGCACCAGAAAGAGGUCACACAGACCUUUUUUAAUGAAAGGUUUUGAG